Molecule: messenger RNA, 213 nt
Organism: Colletotrichum abscissum
Lineage: Eukaryota; Fungi; Ascomycota; Sordariomycetes; Glomerellales; Glomerellaceae
Exons: 2
Coding region: 1-213 (70 amino acids)
Source: RefSeq, a predicted model, not a curated record
AUGAAAGGCAAGCCUCUCCCAUUUCUCAUCACACCGUCGGUAUUCAAGCAGCUUCUCCGUCAAUGCUGGCACGUCAAUGUUCUCAGCGGUGACUCCGCCAUCGACAAAGACGACGAGGUCCUAUUUGCCCUCAUGGACGACGAAACGAUCGCGCAGCGCUUCGGCACGACCAGGCCCGUUGACGAAAAAGCUGAACUCAACAAGGAUGGCUAG